GCGGCGACGGGCGCGCGCGCGCGCGGUGCUCGCAGCCCCCACGCCGCUCCCUCCGUUCGGAUCGCGGCGCCUCCGGCUCCCCGCACCGCUCCACACCGGGCCUGCAGACCCCGAGGCGGCGACUGUGGUCGGUGGACUCUGGCGGACGCAGCGACCGAGGCGGGGCGUGAACGAGCAGAGCGGAGCCCGGCAAGUCUCAGGGAGGCGAUGUUGUCAGGCGCGGGCCCCUGCGUAAGGCGGGCGCUGUGACAGGCCGGCCGGUGAGACACCGCCAGGGGAGGCCGCGACGGAGCUCCGGGACCAGCCAUGGGCUGAGACACGUCCUCGCCGAGCAGUGACCCUUCUGUACCCCACCAGAACAUGCCCGGGUAACUUCCUCUCAGAUCUUCCUUGUGGCCUUCCUCGCCCACUCUAGUGACACUAUGCAACCCCAGCGUGACCUGCGAGGCCUCUGGCUCCUGCUGCUGUCUUUGUUCCUGCUCCUUUUUGAGGUGGCCAGAGCUGGCCGACCCCUGGUUAGCUGUCCUGCCGUCUGCUUGUGCGCCAGCAACAUCCUUAGCUGCUCCAAGCAGCAGCUGCCCAACGUGCCCCAUUCCUUGCCCAGUUACACAGCACUGCUGGACCUCAGCCACAACAAUCUGAGCCGCCUGCGGGCUGAGUGGACCCCCACCCGCCUGACCCACCUGCACUCCCUGCUGCUGAGCCACAACCACCUGAACUUCAUCUCCUCUGAGGCCUUUUCCCCAGUCCCCAACCUUCGCUACCUGGACCUCUCCUCCAACCAGCUGCGGACGCUGGAUGAGUUCCUGUUCAGUGAACUGGAAGCACUGGAGGUGCUGCUGCUCUACAACAACCACAUUGUGGCGGUGGACCGCUCCGCCUUUGACAAUAUGGCCCAGCUGCAGAAACUCUACCUGAGCCAGAACCAGAUCUCUCGCUUCCCUCUGGAACUGGUCAAGGAAGGAGCCAAGCUACCCAAACUAACACUCCUGGAUCUCUCCUCUAACAAGCUGAAUAAGUUGCCCUUGCCUGACCUGCAGAAGCUGCCGGCCUGGAUCAAGAACGGGCUGUACCUACACAACAACCCCCUGCACUGCGACUGUGAGCUCUACCAGCUCUUUUCACACUGGCAGUACCGGCAGCUGAGCUCCGUCAUGGACUUUCAGGAGGACCUGUAUUGCAUUAACAGCUCCAAGAGGUUGUACAAUGUCUUCAACCUGAGUUUCCUCAACUGCAGUGAGUAUAAGGAGCGUGCCUGGGAAGCCCACCUGGGUGAUACCUUCACCAUCAAGUGUGACACCAAGCAGCAGGGGAUGACCAAGAUGUGGGUGACACCAAGCAAUGAACGGGUGCUAGAUCAGGGGACCAAUAGCACAGCAACAGUGACCAAGGAUGGCAGUCUUCAUUUCCACCAGGUGCAGGUCGAGGACGGUGGUGUGUAUACCUGCUAUGCCACAGGGGACACUUUCAAUGAGACACUGUCUGUGGAGUUGAAAGUGUACAAUUCCACCUCUCACGGACACCAUGACACCCUAAACACAGCCUAUACCACCCUAGUGGGCUGUAUUCUCAGUGUGGUCCUGGUCCUCAUAUACCUAUACCUCACCCCUUGCCGCUGCUGGUGCCGGGGUGUAGAAAAGCCUUCCAGCCAUCAAGGAGACAGCCUCAGCUCUUCCAUGCUUAGUACCACACCCAACCAUGAUCCUAUGGCUGGUGGGGACAAAGAUGAUGGUUUUGACCGGCGGGUGGCCUUCCUGGAACCUGCUGGACCUGGGCAGGGUCAAAAUGGCAAGCUCAAACCAGGCAACACCUUGCCGGUGCCCGAGGCAACAGGCAAGGGCCAACGGAGGAUGUCAGAUCCAGAAUCAGUCAGCUCGGUCUUCUCUGAUACGCCCAUUGUGGUGUGAGCAGGAUGGGUUGGUGGGGAGAUUCUGCCCCAGGAGAGGUAAUGCACCCCUGAAGGAUAUGAGGGGAUGGAAAGAGAGGGCUGGCUGGCCAAGGGAGUGGGUUCUUCCUGACCUCAAGGGAAUUGGUCACAGAGGGCAAGACCCUAACUAGGGUGUGGCUGCCAUAAUCUUCAAAUACGGAUAUGUUAAUCCUCCGGCAAAUGCUACACCCCCUACCCAAAGCCCUGGCAGUUCGCAAUGUGGUUGAGGAAGAGAAGCAUUCCUGAGCUGAAUGGGAAUGAGGAAGGAGUGAGGGGAAAAGCAGAUCCCUUAAACUUUUUUGAGGUCAUCCCUAGCUCCUUAAGAGAAAAUUAUUUGGAAAAAAAUUUUUUUCUGUCUCUGCCCACCACAUCUAUGAUGUUGUGUGUGUGUGGAGUAUUUCCACAGAAGCCACAUUGGGGGAAACUGUGGUAUCUUCUUUGGUUAGGAAGUCAUACUUCACAUCUGGGGAAAUUGGAAACCUUUGGAAAAUGAGUCAGGAAAAGACUGAGACCUCAAUCAAUAAAAUGCCCCAAAGCUACUGAGAGACUUCACUAAAGCCUUCCUCUUUCUCCAGAAGCCCUGGGUAGAUAGAUCUUUGCAGGAGCUGGCCUUUUGUCUGUUUGGUUAUGGCAGCAAUGUGGGAUGUGCCUUGUCCUGGAACCAAUGGCACAGAGGGGUAUGGCAUGAACUGAUAGAUGUGUGUCACAGCAGAAGUGCCAGCACAGAACUUGCAGAUGGGGGCGGUGAACUCCAGAUAGGCUAAUUCCCUGGUUGGUGAAACCCUUGGUUAGCAUUUGAUUCUCAGUAUCUGUGUGAAAGACCACGGUGGGGGCUGCUGAAGACAGAGCUUUUGUGGAUGCCUGCCACACAUGUGGCCCACUUUACACUAGGAUGAAGGUAAAUCUGCAUCUAUUAUGUAGCAUCCAGCUGGUCCUAACUGAUUUUCUGCAUAAUACCUUCUCUUCAUUCAGUCUCCCUAUCAACCUCAGGUGGGAUUCUGAGUUUUCCCUAAUAUGCUUCUCUGCAAAGGGAGGAGUCCAGGAAAGUCUGGCCUCAGCUGGGUUAGACUGGGCUUGGUUGGAGGUAGAGGGGACCUGGUAUGUAUCUCCUCUAUGUUGACAAGGCUUCCUCACUCAGAGAUCUCACUCCUGCUGCAAAGCCAAAGUAUGGGAUUUUGUCAUCAGAGGGGUGGAAUCAGGUGGUCUCUGCCCCAGAAUGGCAAUUUGGAGUGGCUUAGAGUUCUGUCCUCUCCAUAACAUUCUGGGCAAUCUGUAGCAGAGACAAUUGGUAGCACUAAACUUUCAGAAGGAAAGUUCUGCCACCCCAUCCCUCUUAGAAGUCUGUGCAGUUGUGGUGGUCAGGCCAGAGGAGCUUAAGAAUAAGCUCAAUAUUAUGUUCCAUCCAGGUUGCAGAAUACUUCAGGUAUGGAGAUGAUGGAUCCCUUUAACUUUUCCCUUUGGUAAUACUGGAUGCCCUGGGAAGUGGUUGCUCUGAGCUUUGGCAGGGGAUGAGCAGGGCAAAGGUGAACUUGCUUUCUGAUAUUGGUCUUUUUCAGUGUCUCUUCCCUCCCAUAUUUAUUGUCCAUUGGAAGUUCUCCAGAUCCUCUAGUUUUCUGAACUGCUCUUUAGGUUCCAAGAGGUGUUACUUACCUGCAGGUGAGGGCUGCUUGCUAGGAGGGCCUGACUAUUAAACAUCCUGUGAAGAUUGGGGAAGGUGACUGGAACUCAGUACUUCCCCUUGUCUGGUCCUGGGAUCUCAAGACUGCUGUCCAUCCUUUAUUAGUAACCUAGUCUUGCUGAGAGAAAGGUGCAGCAUUCCCCUCAAGUACUUGCAUGCUCAUAGGUAUGCAUGCUUAUAGGUAUGCAUGCACAUCAGCACCUUGACUUCCAUCAGGACAGUGAAUCGCUAGUUCCCACUAAUGCCACUCUCAGAAUGGUCUCCACCUAUGUGCACAACUUCACACAAUUUUCUUGCCCUGUAGGAGAGACAGUGACCAUGCCAGGCUCCUCAAAUACACAAACUCUUGUACUUUCAUUUCUAACUUCCCUGAUGCUUCACUCUUAUCUUUGUGGCACUGAAUCACUUUUCUGCAAAGGCUGGAGUUAGGAGAAACAUGGGUUGAAGACCUUGGGAUAAGGGGUGGUGAGGAGCUAGCUGGUCCUUUAGGCUCCUCAGAAACCUCCCUUAGAUUAAAGACUAUAUAUAUGAGAAAUUAAGAUAGAACUAGGUCAAUGAAGGACCCAGAAGGAAACUGGCAGGGUGCCAAGCAGCUGUGAGUUGUUCUUCCUAUGUUAACUGCUCACGGGGGGGGGGGAAAGUUGUCUGGUUAUAUUCCAGAGACUUCUGAGGAUUUUGUUACUGGAGCUACAGUAACCAGAACUCUCCUCAGACUCAACAGGAAACCUGGGAAAAUUUCAUCUCCAUGCUAGUUUUCCCUCUUGGCACCAUGUAGGGCUCUGAAAAUCUUUAAAGUGAAUGUCAAAUGAAGCAGGCAUUCUAGUGGAGCUCCCGAGGACUAGAAGGGCCAUUUUCUUUGCAAGUUCUACCCAGUUUAGGGAAGCUUUGAAUCUCCCUCCUUUAUCCAUUGGGUUGGCCCCUGGUCUGAGACACCUAGUAUAUGUGCCUGGCUGCCUCACCAAGAGAUUCAACGGAUUAGCUUUUUCCUUGAUAGAGGAAAUUCUAUCAAGUUAGCUUCACUUGAUAGAACCCAGAGGUAGCCUUUUAAGUGAAGGAUUGAGUAUUCAGCAUAUGUAAGCUCAAUAGAACCCUGUGUAGAGAACUACGAGGUAUGGUUAUAAGAAAAGGGUGGGAGAUCACCUCAUCCCCACACUCCACCCUGCACCAUAAACCAGACAUGUCUCCUAGGAAGCAGGUGUUCCUGGAGACAGAGUGUGAUAGGGCUCUAUAAUCUAUGUAAUUAUUUGUGAUUUUUUUUUUGGCCUGUAUUUAGGGGGCCCCCAGGAAGGGGCCAGGAGAGGGUACACCCCAGCUGGGGAAGAGCAAAGCUGACUAAUUGCAGUUUUCUGUGUUAUUACCUCUGUACUUCCUUGUAGCCCUGCUGGCAAAGCAAGCUGGCCUCCCAUGUCCAGGACCCUGUUCCUCCCACUUGUGUAUACCCAGGCUGGCAAACCUUGGAGCCUCUGGGCUCUGAAAACUAGACAAUGAUCAUUAAACCUGGCUUGAGUCUCUGUUCUGGCA
This is a messenger RNA of Otolemur garnettii (small-eared galago), 5126 nucleotides long. RefSeq names its product adhesion molecule with Ig like domain 1 (gene AMIGO1). The record is from RefSeq and is a predicted model, not a curated record. The coding region runs from base 423 to 1907 and encodes 494 amino acids. The transcript is spliced from 2 exons. NCBI's taxonomy places the organism in Eukaryota, Metazoa, Chordata, Mammalia, Primates, Galagidae. Gene Ontology annotation, biological process: brain development. Gene Ontology annotation, molecular function: protein binding.